GGCCACGCCUCCUUCUGAAUUCUGACUGUCCUGUCUAGGAGUGUCCCAACACUUGCCUUGUUAAUGUGGGUCUGGUUGGCUGCUCAAAAACGCUGUCCUGACGGUUCACACACCACCAAGCAGAGGAAGCAAGGAGCUGGGCAGCCCUGUCAUGGCAGGGCUCAGAGUCACUGAGGUGGACUGGCAGCGGCUGAGCAACGGCACUGCACACCACACCCAGGAGUACCCCGGCCCUGAGCUGGUGGUGCGCAGGGGCCAGAGGUUCACCUUCACAUUGGAGCUGAGCAGACCCCUGGAGAGCGAGGAGACCCUCAUCUUCACCGUGGAGACAGGACCCCAGGCUUCUGAGGCCCUCCGCACCAAAGCCGUGUUCCAGACGUCAGAGCUGGAGCGGGGUGACACCUGGAUGGCAGUGAAGGAGGCUCAGACAGAGAACACCACGACCUUCAGCCUUGCCAGCCCUCCAAAUGCCAUCAUUGGCCGUUACCAGCUGAGCGCCAGGGUUUCCUCUCGCCGCAAGCAUAGUGACCGGAAGCUGGGCGAGUUUGUUCUCCUUUUCAACCCAUGGUGCCCAGAGGACGAUGUGUUCCUGGACUCAGAGGAAGAGAGACAAGAGUAUGUGCUCAACGACAGCGGGAUCAUCUUCCGGGGUGUGGAGAAGCGCAUCCGAGCCCAAGGCUGGAACUUCGGGCAGUUUGAGGAGGACAUCCUGAACAUCUGCCUCUCCAUCCUGGACCGAACCCCUAGUUACCAAGACGACCCAGCCACCGACGUGUCCCACCGCCAUGACCCCAUCUACAUCACCAGAGCUGUCAGUGCCAUGGUGAACAGCAACAACGACCGGGGCGUGGUACAAGGCCAGUGGCGGGGCAAGUACGGCGGCGGCACCAGCCCUCUGCACUGGAGCGGCAGCGUGACCAUUCUGCACAAGUGGUUCAAGGGCAGGUUCAAGCCAGUCAAAUACGGCCAGUGCUGGGUCUUCGCUGGAGUCAUGUGCACAGUCCUCAGGUGUUUGGGAAUCGCGACACGGAUUGUGUCCAACUUUAACUCAGCCCAUGACACGGACAGGAACCUGAGUGUGGACAAGUACGUGGACUCCUUCGGGCGAACGCUGGAAGACCUGACGGAAGACAGCACGUGGAAUUUCCAUGUCUGGAAUGAGAGCUGGUUUGCCCGGCCGGACCUGGGCCCCUCUUACAAUGGUUGGCAGGUUCUGGAUGCCACCCCCCAGGAGGAGAGCGAAGGCGUGUUCCGGUGUGGCCCAGCCUCAGUCACCGCCAUCCGCGAGGGCGACGUGCAUCUGGCGCAUGAUGGUCCUUUCGUGUUUGCGGAGGUCAACGCAGACUACAUCACCUGGCUCUGGAAUGAGGAUGAGAGCCGGGAGCGUGUGUACUCAGACACGAAGAAGAUCGGGCGGUGCAUCAGCACCAAGGCGGUGGGCAGCGACUCCCGCGUGGACAUCACCAGCCUCUACAAGUAUCCGGAAGGGUCUCGGAAGGAGAGGCAGGUGUACAGCAAGGCCGUGAAGAAGCUGUUCAGUGUGGAAGCCUCUGCAAGGAGGGCCCGGGUCCGCAGAGGGGGCAGCCGUAGACUCUGGCGUGAUGACCUCCUGGAGCCUGCCACCAAGCCCAGCAUCACUGGCAAGUUCAAGGUGCUGGAGCCACCCGUGCUGGGCCAUGACCUGAAGCUGGCCCUGUGCUUGACCAGCCUCACCUCCCGGGCCCAGCGGGUCCAAGUCAACUUGAGCGGUGCCACCAUCCUUUACACCCGCAGGCCAGUGGCAGAGAUCCUGCACGAAUCCCACACAGUGAAGCUAGGGCCAGAAGAAGAGAAAAAGAUCCCAAUUGCAAUAUCUUAUUCUCAAUACAAGGAAGGCCUGACAGAGGACAAGAAGAUCCUCUUGGCUGCCAUGUGCCUUGUGACCAAAGGAGAGAAGCUCCUGGUGGAGAAAGACAUUACUCUGGAGGACUUCAUUACCAUCAAGGUGCUUGGCCCAGCCGUGGUGGGGGUGGCAGUCACAGUAGAAGUGAUGGUGCUUAACCCUCUCUCGGAGAGAGUGGAAGACUGCACGCUAAUGGUGGAGGGCAGUGGCCUUCUCCGGGGACAGCUCAGCAUCGAUGUGCCCAGCCUGGAGCCCGAAGAGAAGGCCUCGGUCCAAUUCAAGAUCACUCCUUUCAAGAGCGGCCCACGGCAGCUGCAGGUAGACUUCGUCAGCCCCCACUUCCCGGACAUCAAGGGCUUUGUGAUCAUCCACGUGGCCACAGCUAAAUGACAGGCAUGAAGGGCUGAGGAGGGAGGAGAAGGUCCCUAUUCCUCUCCUGUCCACUUCUCUGCUCUUCCCAUAUGGGAGUCAGGAGGCCUGGAUUCCAGUCCCGCUUCAGCUUUUGCCCUACUCUGUGAACUUGGGCAAGUCCCUCCUUUCCUGAGUCGCAGUUUCCUCAUCUGUAAAAUGAGGUGUUAGACUCAGUAACCCUUAAACUUUGGGUCUCCCACCUCCAUCUCAUCACCCUCGCUGCUGGGAGACUGAUGAAUUGCGUGUCACAGUAACCUUGGCCCACCCAGCUGUGCCACCUGCUGCCAGUUCACCAUCACCCUGGCUGAUCCCUGCGCUCACCUUGCUUGUCUCACAACUCUUCAAUGUUCUGACCACAGCCAGAUCAAGAAACUCCUCCUAGCUCUGACAGAGAACCCAAAAGUGUUGGCAGUGACACCUAAACAUUCCUCAACACUUCCAUCCUACACAGAAGAGAGAACCUUGCUUAUGACCAUGGGGUGAGCUAGAGGCAGAUCUGGGGCCCAUGUACAUGCCAUUUACACCCACAAAAUUAUACCCCAAAGUCAUGUUCCUGAAAAGCAUUGGGCUUAAAGUGAUGUGAGAAUUUCCCUCAGUGAAAACACAGGCCUAGCAGCCAGGGGCUGGGGGGAGCGUUACUGCUGCCUGAAAGAAGCUGAAGAUAGAGGAAGGAUCAUCGCGUGUUAAGGGAUGGAGCCCCAAAUCUAAUCUAGCUGUGGUCACAUAUGACCAGCUCAGUACACCAAGUGUUUAUUUACUUCUUAGAAACUAGAGUAGUGUUGACUUUGAAAAAUCUCCCCAGCAGCUUACCCUACACACUAAGACAAGCAGAACAGGAAUUACUAGGUUGAGGACUAGAGAGGACACCACAAGGCCCUGAAGAUGAGUGCAUCAGACAUGGAAAUCGGCUCCGAAAUGCUCUAGAUAGCCAAGGAAUUGUGACUAAGCAUAUAAUUUAAGUAAUCUGAGCAACAACAAAACAGGCGCAUCUGCAGUGAGACACCUCCUGGACAUGAUUUGGGUGAGAACAAUUCAUGCAGUGCGUCUUUGCAAAAAGGUGGUCAGACAAACACAUAAACAGUGUCUGAUGGGUGAUCUUAGUGACCAAAGCCUUAUGAAGACAUCUCUCUGAUGAUUCCAUACAACACGGGGACAGCUUGGAGAAUCUGGAUGAGUGGGUACAUUUAAUGAAUCAGGUCCUCAGUUCCAGGACCCCCCUCCAAACCAUCCAGAGGUUUUGAAUGCUGAUCUAUAGAGUGGCUCAAGAAUCCACCUACAACACUGCUGCUGCUAAGUCGCUUCAGUCGUGUCUGACUCUGUGUGACCCCAUGGAUGGU
Messenger RNA from Capra hircus (goat), 3630 nucleotides. It is a transcript of the gene TGM6, whose product is annotated as transglutaminase 6. Gene Ontology annotation, biological process: peptide cross-linking. Lineage: Eukaryota; Metazoa; Chordata; Mammalia; Artiodactyla; Bovidae. The coding region runs from base 152 to 2272 and encodes 706 amino acids. Gene Ontology annotation, molecular function: protein-glutamine gamma-glutamyltransferase activity. The transcript is spliced from 13 exons. The record is from RefSeq and is a predicted model, not a curated record.